Messenger RNA from Phymastichus coffea, 4352 nucleotides. Its product is annotated as serine-rich adhesin for platelets. The record is from RefSeq and is a predicted model, not a curated record. Lineage: Eukaryota; Metazoa; Arthropoda; Insecta; Hymenoptera; Eulophidae. The transcript has 12 exons. Bases 563 to 3457 code for a protein of 964 amino acids.
CGGGGAGGUCUGGCAGUUGAUUUCGUUCGGCCACGCGGCCGUACAAUUGGGAGAAGAAAAAGAGGCUGUCCUCGCGGGCGCCCUCAUCAAUAUAUUCAUGGAAAGUGUCGCGCGCCUCGUCGCGAGCCUCCGAUAGCUCGGGGGAAAGUCAAAAAGUGGGCACGAAGCGACGACAACGCGCGACCGAGGAGAGCCAGCUGGAGCCAGUGCGCAAGUGCACGCGGGGGAAUAGCAGUGCGUAUAAUCGCGCCACCCCGCGCUGUAAUAGUAUUGAUGGCGUGCUACUUGCCGCGAAAGAGGGGAGAACGCGGAGCAGUGCACAACCCCCACCGACGACGGCGCCGACGGCGACGACGGCGACGACGCUGACGACGCUCGAUCCUUGCAGUCGCGAUUCCGCCGCCAGACUGGCAGUGCUUCGCGCGCGCACACGCGUCGCGACGUCGCUGCUACAGUGCUGUUGUUUGAGUGAGGAGCUGUGCGUCGGCGACGAUAGGUGCCGAAGGACGAGCGAGUGCCGUCCGGGUGGAGAGGGUUCAACGCCGAUAGGACGGGCCGCGGUAUGUGGGGCGGUGACUGGACUGGGCUCCUGCCAGCCAGGCCGAGACUGGCCUCCAACGACGUGCUGUCGACAGCAGCACCGCCUCCAGCUAGCACUCAUCUGCGUGAGGAUGCCGUCGACGACUGCAGAUGCCUAAAGGACGCUGGACGACGGCAAGAGAAAGGAAAAGCGAUGUUCGGGGCGAAAAUACGAAGUUGGCUGGAUGCGCAAUUGGCGCGCACCAGGAAGAAGCGCAAGGCCGCGGCGCCGCUGCAGGAACACCCGACCGCCCGAGCUUUCUUCUUCGAGCGUGAUUUCAGCGAGAUUUUUCCAGCGCUAGCGAUAUCGUCGUCGAGCUUCCGCCCGUACCAAACUAACUGCGGCCAUCAUGAUCACUGCCCGAGGACGAGGAUGAGGACGAGGACGACGAUGACGACGACGACGACGACAAGCACGCAGCAGCAGCAGCCAAGCGGCAAUAACAGCAAGAACAACGCCGGCAAUCUGAAAGUCAAGGGAAACAGCGCGGUGAACCUCUCGUCCCCGGAAAGCGCCUACAGCACCGGCUACUCGACCGAUGGGACCUCGCCGUGCGCGACCUACGCCCCGGAGUACUACAUCAACGUCAGGUCUCAGAAGGUCGCGGAUGCAAGCCGAAGCUGCCCGAAAGCGCCUCGAGGGGAUAUCGAACAUGGCAGGACAGACGCUGGCAGACUCGACGAGGCGAUCGACGAGCCGAACACCGAGGCGAUGAGGGCACGCAACAGGGCCACGUACUCGCUGGCGCGUCGCCGUUAUCCCGAGUACGAGCAGCAGUGGCGCAAGCCAGCGCCACCCCCGAUGGCAUGCAGCUCGCCGAAGAUCCAGGGCGAGCACUUCGUCGCCCAAGACACUUGCCACAGUUCCGGCUACCCGAUGCAGCUGUUCUCGCCGAGACGCAUGCCUCUCGUCGCCACCACGUCGACUCAGGUGGUGCCAAUGAGGACGUCGCAACGGCAGCGGCCAGCGGGCCGCGCAGGGGGACCGCGAGCGACGGAUCCAUGGCGCGCCAGCACCACUUGCGAGAACAGCGCCAGCAGCGCCGCAGGACCUUGGAGCAGGCAGCAGAGCAACGUCGGCCUCGAGUACGCUUGUCGACAGGAGAGCCUCAGCGUGGGACGCAGCCCGGUUAACUGGUGUCCUCGUCAGCAACAGCAGCGAAACCAUCAGCAACGUAGCAGCAGCACGAGCAGCUGCAGCAGUCGCAGUCGAAGCUGUAGCCUGAGCAGUAGCAGCAGCAGCAACAGCAGCAGCAACAGGCCAGCCAGUAGUCCUAGUAGCAGCGACGACAUCACUCUGAACGAGGUCAUGGGCAAAUACGACGACAACUAUUUGUACGAGAAGGAGACCGACCUGAUGUCGGAGCCUCGCGAGACGACCAACGGCGCGAGCUCGUCGGCGAACUUCUCCUCGGCGAGCGCCAGUGCUAGCAGCUUGGACCUGCAGCUCGAGUUCGCGGCUUACGGCGAGCCGCGGCGAAGGAGUCGCAGCAGCAGCAGGUCCAGCUCGCGCAACCGGCUCGGCUACACGACCACGACGACGACGACCACGACGACGAGUCGGCCGCGUCGCAGUCGACGACACAGCCAGCGCAGACGCUUGGACGGUCGUGAGAGUGCCAACGACGAUAGCGUGGCCGAUCAAUUGGACGAGAAGGAGCACCGGGAGGAGCUCGAGUUACUGCAAGAGGCGCUUAGUCGCAGAUUGAAGAAGAACAGCAGCGAGUCUUCGGCGCAAACGUCGCGGGCGUUGCUGGAAAGGCUGCUGAUGAAGAACUCGAGCGCCGCUGGCGAAGCGGUCGCAGGCGGCGGUAGGCGCGCCUGGUCCUCGGCGAUGCGACCUGCAGCAGCGAGUCGCAGCGUUGGCGGGACGCCCAUCUGCUCGAGGAGACGGACGAGCCCGAGACCAGCGCUAUUGUCGCCGUUGACGUUCAGCCGACAGCUGUGUCCUGCGGAAUCGACAAGUUCGAUGAAACAUAUGUCGGCCUCGGAAAUGGCGCUAAUCGAGGCCGACAAGGAAGCCGAUCUGAAAUACGAGCAGCUGAUCAUGGAAGCCGAACGAAUGUUGAUCAACGUUCAACAGCAACUACAACGCGACGAAUCGUCGGCGAGCACUAGCCGUCGCGAUUCGACAGUUUCGGUAACCGUGGACCAUUCGCCUUCGCGCUUGCCACGAGUGCUCUAUCACCAGCAGCAGAACUGCAUAAUUGCGCCUAACAAACGCGUGGAGCUGAUCAAGAAUGCCGAACUGAAUAUCGAAUUGGCACUAUCGAAGAGCCGAAAUUCGCAGCCAGAGUUGUCGUGCGGCAGCAUCAAGGAUCUACUGGGUCAUUCCAGUCCCAAGAGAUUGUUACAGCAGGUGAUCGUGCUUACGAAAGCAAACCGAAAGCAGCCGAUUGUCGAUUGGUCGUUGACCUUUGUUUCCGCGAUGUUUCAGCAACAGAAGAAAAUGAUCGAGCCAAUGGUGCAAUCGGUGGUGAUGUCGACGCUUGGCCAAACCACAGACAACGAUCGCACGGGCUGGCCAUCAAUGGAGUGCAGUGCAGUCGCCGAGCCAGCAAGGCCGUCGUCGACAGCUCCAGGCGACGAGGCGGAGCACCGCUCGUGCCCGCAAAGCGAGCCACUGAGACGCAAAGUAUACGAUGCCCGCGACGACAGCAGCCGGCUGCUGCUGCAGCGUCAAGCUGCCAGCAACACUUGGCUGCGCAAUUCCGAUAGCGAUUGCGCCCACGACCAGUCGCAGAUGCAAUCGUACUCGGCAGCCUCUUCCUGCUCGCAGCUUCGCAAGCAGAUGCUGUUGGAAACGCUACAGAGCCUGAAGCAAAGCUUAGAGGAUCAGUCGGCGGCGCUGAAGCUAAAUUGCUUGCGGCCGCUCUAAAGCGAGACACCAACAGCAGAGCAUCGUCUUCCGCGAGCGAACGACCAGCCGCAAACCUCAAAAUGCCAAGAGCGACACUGCUGUCGUAAAAUUCUCGCUCACUUCUCUUCCUACAUAGGCUGCCUUGGAGCUAUUUUAUAUAAUAAACUUGUGUGCAUGAUGAUGAUCUCUGUGCGAGUGCUCGACGACGUAUGCAUACUCUGUACGACAAUUUUACGCUUAGGAUCAACUAUUAUCGAGCUCAAUCGGACCCUUGUACGAUUCGCGAAUACCUAGUAGUGUUGAGUAGGGUUUAGGGUCCACAUCUGUGGGUUUGCCAUUGAAAAGUCCUCGAGUUGUUGUGAUACCAAUUGGAAUAUCCAUUACGGUGCUGAGAUGUAACAAUAUGCUUUUUUCCUUUAACGUAGAUCUCAAAAAAGCAACUUUACACAGUUAUUCCGUUUCCGUCCCUGCAUCAGCCACCAGUCAUGCUAACAAUAGUCGGAUAGAGAUUUUCAUUGAAUCGCUGUUGGAAAAAAUUUUCCUGUAAAACUGUUGCACACAGUUAUUUGCAGUUUAAAAUAAUUUAUAAACUUCAGAUUUUAGACACGCAUAACAGUUAUUAACAGUUUUUUUCUGUUAGUAACAGUUGUAUACAGUUAUUAAUAACUAUAAACAAUUUUGCAAAUGCACCUUUUUUAUUAUAAAGAAAUUUGCCAUUAAACAGUUAUAAACAGUUUUCAAAUCAAUUUCAAAAAUAUAAAUAAUUGUGUACAACUCUAAUAAACAGUUAGUUCUGAUAUGAUAAUUAAGAUAAUUAAGAAUUAUUUUAAACACUUAUAUAUUGUUAUUAUCAUUUAAUUUUUUUGCUUAUAAGUACUUAUUUCGUGUCCAGUAUUGGCAAAUUAAUAAUUAU